Molecule: messenger RNA, 297 nt
Organism: Dibothriocephalus latus
Lineage: Eukaryota; Metazoa; Platyhelminthes; Cestoda; Diphyllobothriidea; Diphyllobothriidae
Source: the annotation of a GenBank genome assembly
AUGAUUCAGGAUGAGACGUCCCGGCAAAUUACCAUACCGUGUGCAUUUAUGCGAGGUCGCUUUGCGUACGUUUCCGGAGUUUUAUCCUGUUUCCUCUUCCGUUUCCAUAAAAGUUGCGCGUGUAUAUUUGGAUUGCGUGUUGUCAUUGUUGCCUCCCACGUGCUAAACCCCGGGGUUCUAGAAAUCCUUACGGGGCUGGAAGCGUCUGGUUUGAAAUAUGCAAUAGUCAACUUCCCUGUAAACCGUGUUGGGGCAUCCAUUGCCGUUGUUCAUCACAGGCCUUGGACUCUGUGGUGA